GUGUGCUCGAUAAUAUUGACCGACUGCGCUUUCCCACCUGGAUGUAAAUGACAGGCUGUUAGUCUCCUCGGAGCAAAGUUAAUUCACGUUUAACUUCCUUAAAUCGUGAAUUGUAUCGUUUUUCUUCAUCAGCAACUAGCGGGUCACGUCUAGUCCGAAUCUGCUUACGCUGCAGUUUUUGUCACCACCAACGUGUUGUUGACGGAGGUCAGGAGGUCUACAGCUGAAAUCAGUCCGUCGACUAGAUGCUUUCCCCGGGCAAGACCGUCUCCUCCCGGCUGCUGAGGCCCGCUGCCUGGUUUUCUCUGCGGCUGGUCUCUGAGCGGACAGCCGCCAGCUCUCAGCGGAAAGAGUUGAUCAAGAAACACGAACUGGAGAAAGAUGAGCUCCGGCCUCUCUACAUGGACUUCCAGGCCACCACUCCCAUGGAUCCACGGGUGCUGGACGCCAUGUUGCCAUACCAGGUGAAUUACUAUGGGAACCCUCACUCCAGAACACAUGCCUACGGCUGGGAGAGCGAGACCGCCAUGGAGACAGCCAGGAAGGAAAUUGCUGAGCUGAUUGGAGCCGACCCCCGAGAGAUCAUCUUCACCAGCGGCGCUACAGAGUCCAACAACAUGGCCAUCAAGGGCGUUGCCAGGUUCUACCAGUCCAAGAAGCGUCACGUGAUCACCACGCAGACCGAACAUAAAUGCGUCCUGGAUUCCUGUCGAAUCCUGGAGUCCGAAGGGUUCGAUAUUACCUACCUGCCAGUCAAGCAGAACGGACUGCUGGACCUGGAGCUGUUGGAGGCCUCCAUCCGCCCUGACACCUCCCUGGUGUCCGUGAUGACCAUCAACAACGAGAUCGGAGUGAAGCAGCCCAUCAAGGACAUUGGUCACAUUUGUCGCUCUAAAGGAGUCUUCCUCCACACCGAUGCCGCUCAGGCUGUCGGAAAGAUUCCCAUCAACGUCUCUGACUGGAAGGUUGACCUGAUGUCCAUCAGCGGCCACAAGAUCUACGGACCCAAAGGUGUGGGUGCUCUCUACGUGCGUCGCAGGCCCCGGGUGCGUUUGGAGCCGCUGCAGAAUGGAGGUGGGCAGGAGAGAGGUCUGCGCUCAGGCACCGUCCCCACCCCGCUCACUGUGGGGCUGGGAGCCGCCUGCAGAAUCGCCCGGGAGGAGAUGGAGUACGAUCAUCAGCGAGUGUCCAUGCUGGCGAAUCGUCUGGUCCACAAGAUCAUGUCCGAGAUUCCUGAUGUCAUCAUGAAUGGAGAUCAUGAGCAACGCUACCCUGGUUGUGUCAACCUUUCCUUUGCGUACGUGGAGGGAGAGAGUCUGUUGAUGGCCCUGAAGGAUGUCGCUCUGUCAUCUGGGAGUGCAUGUACGUCAGCGUCUCUGGAGCCGUCAUACGUCCUCAGAGCUAUUGGAGCAGAUGAAGACCUGGCUCACUCUUCCAUCAGGUUCGGCAUUGGCAGGUUCACCACAGAAGAAGAAGUUGACUACACAGCAGAGAAAUGCAUCCAGCAGGUCCGCAGACUCAGAGAGAUGAGCCCUCUGUGGGAGAUGGUUCAGGAAGGCAUCGAUCUGAAGAGCAUCAAGUGGACGCAGCACUAGACUCCUCCCACUUCCUAGCUGCCGACAGCGGACCAGCUCUUUCUUCCCGUACUCAAACACGCACAAAACUUCCUGUCCGACUUGAAGUCUGUUUGUAGCUGUAGGUCUGCGUCUGUGUGGACCCUCCUCUAGUUGCUCUUUCAGAAGAGUUGGCAAACAAACAGCGUUCUCCUCUUGUCGUAUUUCUCUCUGUUGUGUAUCAGUGAGCUUCUGUUGGCCGACAGGCCUUUUCUGUAUCCUGAAAUUAUUUUUGUCAGAGGCUGUCAUUUUUUAUUGCGGCCUGAAAUGUAAACCGACACCCACGGGGAAAAAGUGGGUUAAAACCUUUGGUUGUCGCUCCAGAGAUGGUGGUGCUCACUUUGAGACACACCCACUGAUGGCUGAGUGGGAAGUUUGACAACUGAAGUUCAAACACACAAAUUAGGACCAAGUUCUCACGGCGUGCAACAAGCCAAACAAACUAAAAAAACUAAAUAAAACUAUGCUAUUUUUUUGAUAAAUUUUAGAGGAAAAAAACAGCGUCAUUUCAAUCCACAGUCUCCUCUCGUGUACUUUUUUUCCGUACUUGUCGCAUGAACCCUCGUCCAUCAAAUCUGACACAGACUGUGGCGACAAAUUUUCUUAAAGCCAUCUCACACAAUGUGGCAUCAGUAGUCAGUGGAGCCUUUAGUCUGGUUCUCUUUGGGUUAACCCGCCUCAGUUAACUCUCAGUUUACUAAUCCCGCUCUGAGCCUGUUUAUGCCAUUACAGCCAAUCACAUGCUACAUCAGAGCCUUAGGUGUGAGAACCAGUGAGGCAGCAAAAAAGUGAGUCAGGAUGAAAUGUUUAUGAUUUACUGAGCCAGUUGACAGUGUUAACAGUAAUUAUUAUGCAGCAACAAACGUAAUUCAUUAGGAUGUUGCUCUUCAUUGAAAACGCACACGUUUCUUUUCUCUCUGACAUAUUUAUCAUAAACAGAUUCCUAAUUCUAUUCGUCUGUAGGGUGCGUAUGCUUGUUAUUUGCCAUCUUGAUUUAAACGCACUGCGUUCGCUCCUCAGAUUCUGUAAGAGUGAGAUUUCAGCGUUUCCAGUGAUCUGUUGACAGCUUUCUAAACUCCUCUGGAGAAGUUCAGACCAGCGUCAUUAUGUUGUAACUCAGCUUUACAUCAGCCCAAAGAUGGCUGACUUAAAAAUCUCUGGAAUUUGGUCGGAAACACAUUGAGCAACAGCCUCCCAGCGAUAAGAAACAAAACCAGAACAACGGGCAGUGUUGCUUCAGCUCACGAGAACGUCUGACCUUUUCACCGAUGUAUGUUCCCAGGUUAUAUGCUGCUCUGUCUGUCUCAUAAUUCAGUCUUCCCACAUCACUGUUCGUUAAACAGCAGCAUGUUGGUGAGCUAGCCCGACUAACACUGUUAGCAGGAGAUGUUUCAUUGUUCUCAGAGCACUUCACAAGACUGUAGUCGUGAUUUGACCCUAGGGGAUCAGUUUUAAAACAAAGCAGAUAACAAUUAAAAAUAGCUGCUCUCCUCUCUUCUGUUUUUUUGUCAACAGAAAUCAAAAUAUUGUCCUGAAAAUGAGUCUGAAUACAAAAUCUAAUAGUUAAACAUAGUCUUGUGUUGUGCUCCUUGGUGUAGUCUGAGCUUUUAUCUGUUAUAUUUAUUCAACACCAGCUUUUACUGUCUCCUACUGUUACUCAUCGAUACACAUUUGUGUCUAAUAAAGUGCUGCUUCACAGUUA
Molecule: messenger RNA, 3315 nt
Organism: Mugil cephalus (flathead mullet)
Lineage: Eukaryota; Metazoa; Chordata; Actinopteri; Mugiliformes; Mugilidae
Gene: nfs1
Product: NFS1 cysteine desulfurase
Exons: 13
Coding region: 246-1595 (449 amino acids)
Biological process (GO): [2Fe-2S] cluster assembly
Cellular component (GO): cytosol; mitochondrion; nucleus
Molecular function (GO): cysteine desulfurase activity; pyridoxal phosphate binding
Source: RefSeq, a predicted model, not a curated record